AUGUCUACAUAUACUCAGAUUCCUUUGUCCUUCUUAUUCAAAAUUGACUUUAUCAAACCUAACGAGGAUGUGCAGCCCGAAAUUCGGCGGAGAGAUUCAACUUGGAUCCCACCGACGCUUCCCGCCGCAAUCGCCACCGUGGGCUCAACCGGGUGGGUUCGCUGGACGGUAGAUGGCUUGAAGAGGCCUAGAGAGGUGGUUCAUAACGAGCUUCAAACCAGUUCAUUAUUUUACAAUUCAGAAAAUCAUCACUUUUUAGGAGUCCCAUUCGACUGUCGCAGAUCUAGUGUACAAAUCUCUCGACAAAGAGACGGCCUUGGCUGGCGAAGAGUCAUGUUUCGAUACACGGAUCAUGAUCCUCCAGUUUCAGUUAUGAGCUUUGAUUCGGAAUACAACGUUCUUGCGGGUACAGGUUCGACUUCUUGGAUGCCUCAACUCAUCCCAGAGACUUAUUCCCAAAAUCAAGAUCACAUGCAUGUCACCAAUGCUGGGAUCGCUGGGGACCUCUCUUUGCUACUAGCAUUUGCAGCCUUUUCCUCCGUUAUUGAGCCGCUCAAUGUACGAAAUGUGAUGGCUGUUAUUGCUACCUGCUUUAAGCCACCAAAGUGGAAACCUCACAUGCUACCAACCAUAAGAAAACAUCGCACGGGAGUGAUCGUGUCAAUCAGCCUUGACCCCGACUCUGAGAUUACAGAACAAGAGUUAUGGGAGUACCAGAAGGGUAUAUAUGGUCCUAUAAUCGAAGGAUAG
This is a messenger RNA of Ophidiomyces ophidiicola, 750 nucleotides long. RefSeq lists its product as uncharacterized. Lineage: Eukaryota; Fungi; Ascomycota; Eurotiomycetes; Onygenales; Onygenaceae. Bases 1 to 750 code for a protein of 249 amino acids. The record is from RefSeq and is a predicted model, not a curated record. The transcript is spliced from 2 exons.